AUGGGGGAGAAGCUGGGAUUGGGGGCAAAAGAAGCAAGGGGACAAGAGAGAGGAGGCGAUGCUGACAAUGUUGGUGGACUUGUAGCAAUCAAAACAGUGUUAAGGACAGUGCUUGAAAAUGUUGGUGGUGAUGAAACUAAUAAUCAUGUAAAGGAAGAAGGGAAUAAUGAGAUGUUUCCGUCUCUCUUAAUUGUUGCUUUCGUUGAUGAAUCAAAAAGAUCACAAAGAGAGGCUCACAAAAAGGCCACUAAUGGUUGCUGGUGGUACACGGCUGAUAGAAGGAAUUUCCCUUCAUCACAGGAAGAUAUUAUAUGCAUCUGGCUUUGCUGUGCUGAGAAAGUCUUCACAUUUUAUGGUUAUGGUGUCAUAGCCUGUCUACUAAUUGAGGAGGCAUAUGCACAGCCAUUAGAUGCAAUUCAUUUUUUAUCUCAUGGUUUUGGACUUGUAAUAAGUCUAAGAAUUUUCUGUGCUACCAAGAUGGACAGGGUUAUGAGGUUGGCCACAGAAAAGGGUGUGGUGGUUUUCACCAAGAGCUCUUGUUGCCUCUGCUAUGCAGUCACCAUUCUGUUCCAAGAACUUGGAGUGAUCCCUGUGGUUCAUGAAAUUGACAAAGAGCCUGAAGGCAAGGAAAUGGAGCGAGCUAUAACUAGGUUGGGUUGUCCUGCACCUGUUCCAGCAGUGUUCAUCGGAGGGAAGCUUGUGGGGUCCACCAAUGAGGUCAUGUCCCUCCACCUCAGUGGCUCACUCACUCAACUGCUGAAACCAUAUCGAACUUUAUCUUAA
This is a messenger RNA of Sphenostylis stenocarpa, 783 nucleotides long. The record is from the annotation of a GenBank genome assembly. NCBI's taxonomy places the organism in Eukaryota, Viridiplantae, Streptophyta, Magnoliopsida, Fabales, Fabaceae.